UCUCCACUAACGACAUGAGUGGUACAGUCAGUACAUGUCCUGCAGGCCAUUGAUAGUCACUGGCUGGUAGUACGAUAACAGUGUCACAACAUCUUAAGAAAUCUAUUAUAACCCGCUCCGGCCCCGGUACUGCAGCCAUCACUCUCGCGAUACUACUAUAUAAUUCCCAUUGCUGCACAUCCCAUUCGCCUUGAGAACAUACAUCUGGGUAUCACAGCCUUUCAGCUCACCUCGCUUAUCUCAUUAUGUUGAACAUACCAGGCAUCUGCUUAGAGAAAUACUCUCUUUCCCUCCAAAAUGGUUUCCUUCCCGACAUUUCUCCUCUACAGCAACUAUCUGACCCAUAUUAUCUGCCAUGGGAGAACAUCGUUGCCGACCUGCCAUCUCAAAUCGAACGGAGAGUGAUAAGACAUGCGGUAGAGAAGAUGCCAGUCCUCAGUACAAGCAGACUAGGGUCCGAGCCGGAAUGGAGGAGAGCAUACGUUGUACUCGCUUACCUCACUCACGCCUACAUUUGGGGAGGAGAUAAACCCAGUGAGGUGCUACCACCCUGUAUUUCACGGCCCUUCGUCGAGGUGUCGAAACAUCUAGAACUCCCACCUUGUGCAACGUACGCAGCUCUCAACUUGUGGAAUUUCAAGAUCUCACAAGGUCAUACCGACCUAACCAAUCCCGACAACUUGGCUGUCGUCAACUCUUUCACCGGAACCAAAGACGAAGAGUGGUUCUUCAUGCUUUCGGUGGCACUCGAGGCCAAAGGGGCACAACUGAUACCGCUUAUGACCAAUGCCAUUCAGGCAGUCAGUGUGGAUGAUGCUGUGUUGGUCAGAGCACAUCUUGACCAGCUGAGUGAUGGCCUUGUAGAGCUCGGCGAGCUUCUGGAGAGGAUGUAUGAGCACUGUCAGCCAACAGUGUUCUAUCAUCAAUUACGUCCCUUCCUAGCAGGUAGCAAGAAUAUGGCAGUUGCUGGACUGCCCAGGGGUGUCUUUUACGACAUGGGAGACGGCAAAGGUGAAUGGCGUCAGCACAGUGGCGGCAGCAAUGCACAGAGCUCUUUGAUACAAACGUUUGAUAUAUUUCUCGGUGUGGUACAUCAUGCCACGGGAGAAGCAAAAAGCUCCGACGGGAAACCCCCAGUUGCUUCAAAGACCGGUUUUAUCGAGUACAUGCGUAACUACAUGCCAGGCCCUCAUCGUCGCUUCCUCGAAAUGAUGGUCCAGACAGCCAACGUUCGCUCAUACGCCCUGAGCUACAAGGCUGGCUCGCCUGUCCGGGAUGCAUACAACGGAGCCGUGAUGUCACUGGGACGAUUCCGCGACAAACACGUCAAGAUGGUUACACGAUACAUUAUUGGACCUGCACGGUCGACACCCCCAAAAGAGACUUCGUCGCAGAUCAACCUGGCGACUAGCACAUCCAUCCGCAUGGAGAGCUGGAAUGGACAAGGGGUCACUAACGGUGUCCACGGCACUGGAGGAACUGAUCUGAUUCCGUUUUUGAAGCAAACACGAGACACAACCAAAGCUGCAGCUUGCUAUUCAGAUUAACUGUGACAAUCGCGAAGCAAGAGGCAAGCCCAACUGUAGAACCUACUUGUUUAGAGCAUUAGAACAAUAUUAUCUUGGAUGUAC
This is a messenger RNA of Aspergillus saccharolyticus JOP 1030-1, 1631 nucleotides long. RefSeq names its product indoleamine 2,3-dioxygenase. The record is from RefSeq and is a predicted model, not a curated record. The transcript is spliced from 3 exons. The coding region runs from base 246 to 1547 and encodes 433 amino acids. Lineage: Eukaryota; Fungi; Ascomycota; Eurotiomycetes; Eurotiales; Aspergillaceae. Gene Ontology annotation, cellular component: cytoplasm. Gene Ontology annotation, molecular function: metal ion binding; indoleamine 2,3-dioxygenase activity; heme binding. Gene Ontology annotation, biological process: 'de novo' NAD+ biosynthetic process from L-tryptophan.